Messenger RNA from Oncorhynchus kisutch (coho salmon), 3039 nucleotides. RefSeq names its product AT-rich interactive domain-containing protein 1A-like. Gene Ontology annotation, molecular function: protein binding. The record is from RefSeq and is a predicted model, not a curated record. NCBI's taxonomy places the organism in Eukaryota, Metazoa, Chordata, Actinopteri, Salmoniformes, Salmonidae. The transcript has 5 exons. Bases 199 to 1593 code for a protein of 464 amino acids.
CACUGUAAACUACAGACACUGAGGCUGAAUGGAUGUUCCCUGACAGAGAAAGGGUGUGAAGCAUUGGCUUCAGUUCUCAGCUCAAACUCCUCUCACCUGAGAGAGCUGGAUCUGAGUCACAAUGACCUGCAGGAUUCAGGAGUGAAGGUGCUCUCUGAUGGACUGGGGAAUCCACACUGUCAACUACAGAAACUGAGGAUGUCAUUCUGUAGAGUCACAGAGGAAGGCUGUGCUUCUCUGGCUUCAGCUCUGGGGUCAAACCCCUCCCAUCUGAGAGAACUGGACCUGAGCUUCAAUCACCCAGGAGACUCUGGAGUGAAGCUGCUCUCUGCUAGACUGGAGGAUCCACACUGUAGACUGGAGAAACUCAAUGUGGACCAUACAGAAGAGAUCUGGGUCAAACCACAGCUGAUGACGAAAUAUGCCUGUGAUCUCACACUGGACCCAAACACAACACACAGAAACCUCUCUCUGUCUGAGGGGAACAGAAGGGUGGAGAGGGUUAAAGAGGAGCAGCCGUAUCCCGAUCAUCCAGAGAGAUUUGAUCACUAUACCCAGGUGUUGUGUAGAGAGGGUCUGACUGGGCGCUGUUACUGGGAGGUAGAGUGCAGUGGGCUGGCUGACAUUGGAGUGACAUGUAAAGGCAUCAGUAGAAAAGGAGAUGGUUCUGCCAGUGAAUUUGGAUACAAUAAGAAGUCCUGGCGUCUGAUCUGCCGUGGGAAUCAUUACGGUGCCCUCCACAAUAGUCAAUAUACUAAUACAAGCAUAAUACAUGCUCCACACCUCAUCAACCCUCCUCAACCCCAGAGAGACCAGUCCUCCUCCCCUCCACACCUCAUCAACCCUCCUCAACCCCAGAGAGACCAGUCCUCCUCCCCUCCACGCCUCAUCAACCCUCCUCAACCCCAGAGAGACCAGUCCUCCUCCCCUCCACGCCUCAUCAACCCUCCUCAACCCCAGAGAGACCAGUCCUCCUCCCCUCCACACCUCAUCAACCCUCCUCAACCCCAGAGAGACCAGUCCUCCUCCCCUCCACACCUCAUCAACCCUCCUCAACCCCAGAGAGACCAGUCCUCCUCCCCUCCACACCUCAUCAACCCUCCUCAACCCCAGAGAGACCAGUCCUCCUCCCCUCCACACCUCAUCAACCCUCCUCAACCCCAGAGAGACCAGUCCUCCUCCCCUCCACGCCUCAUCAACCCUCCUCAACCCCAGAGAGACCAGUCCUCCUCCCCUCCACACCUCAUCAACCCUCCUCAACCCCAGAGAGACCAGUCCUCCUCCCCUCCACGCCUCAUCAACCCUCCUCAACCCCAGAGAGACCAGUCCUCCUCCCCUCCACGCCUCGGAGUAGGAGUGUUUUUGGACUGGCUGGUCGGCACACUUUCCUUCUAUGAGAUCUACUCUGACACAAUGACCCAUGUGUACACAUUCCAGACCAUAUUCACUGAGCCCCUCUACCCAGGGUUUAGUGUUUCUAAUGAGGGCUCUUCAGUGUCCCUGAGCCAGGUAGAGUCGUCUCCUAUGUCCUGGAGGAACACCUGGGUCUCCAUGGAAACACAGUCACACUCCUGUUCUAACUCAACCAUGUGACAUGAUGGGGUGUUGUUGACAGUGAUCAUGACAUCAGAUAUGGACAUUGUAACAGAUAAAUGUUGUUGACAGAGAUCAUGACAUCAGAUAUGGACAUUGUAACAGAUACAUGUUGUUGACAGAGAUCAUGACAUCAGAUAUGGACAUUGUAACAGAUACAUUUUGUUGACUGUGAUCAUGACAGAUAUUCAUAUUCACACCACUGAGUCAAUACUUUGUAGAAGCACCGUUGGCAGCAAUUACAGUUGUGAGUCGUUUUGAGGCUCUAAUACACCUGGAUUGUACAAUAUUUGACCAUUAUUAUUUAUUCAAUUCUUCAAGUUCUGUCAAAUUGUUUGUUGAUCAUUGUUAGACAGCUAUUAUCAAGCCUUGCCAUAUAUUUUCAAGCGGAUUUAAGUCAAAAAUUUAAUUAGGCCACUCAGGAACAUUCAAUGUCAUCUUGGUAAGCAACUUUUUAUCAUAAAAAAUGUCUUAAUCCUUCCUGAUGACAAAGAUACUCAUAACAUGAUGCAGCCACCAUCAUGCUUGAAAAUAUGAAGAGUGCUACUCAGUGAUGUGUUGUGGUGGAUAUGGCCUAAACAUUAUGCUUUGUGUUCAGGACAAAAAGUUAAUUUCUUUGCCACAUUUUAUGCAGUAUGUUUUUAGUGCCUUUGUUACAAACAGGAUGCAUGUUUUGGAAUAUUUUAAUUCUGUGCAGGCUUCCUUCGUUUCACUCUGUCAUUUAGGUUAGUAUUGCGGAGUAACUCCAAAGUUGUUGAUCCAAUCUCGGUUUUCUCAUAUCACAACCAUUCAACCCUGUAGCUGUGCUUCUACACCUGCAUUGCUUGCUGUUUGGGGUUUUAGGCUGGGUUUCUGUACAGCACUUUGCGAUAUCAGCUGAUGUACGAAGGGCUAUAUAAAUACAUUUGAUUUGAUUUGAUUUGAAAAUCACCAUUGGCCUCAUGGUGAAUUCCCUGAGCAGUUUCCUUCCUCUCUGGCAACUGAGUUAGGAAGGACGCCUGUAUCUUUGUAGUGACUGGGUGUAUUGAUACACCGUGCAAAGUGUAAUUAGUAACUUCACUAUAACUUGCUCAUAGGGAUAUUCAGCGUCAGAUUUUUUUUUUUACACACAUCUACCAAUCGGUGCCCUUCUUUGUGAGGCAUUGAAAAACCUCCCUGGUCUUUGUGGUUGAAUCUGUGCUUGAAAUUGAGGGACCUAACAGAUAAUUGUAUGUGUUGGGUACUGAGAUGGCGUAGUCAAUCAAACAUCAUGUCAACCACUAUUAUUGCCCACAGAAUGAGUCCAUGCAACUUAUUAUGUGACUUGUUAAGCACAUUUUGACUCCUGAACUUAUUUAGGCUUGACAUAACACAGGGGUUGAAUACUCAUUGACUCAAGACAUUUCAGCUUUCAUUUUUUUUGUUAACAAAAUAAAAUCCCACAAACAAAAUUCCACGUUGACAUUA